Messenger RNA from Vitis vinifera (wine grape), 1044 nucleotides. Its product is annotated as autophagy-related protein 8f. The record is from RefSeq and is a predicted model, not a curated record. NCBI's taxonomy places the organism in Eukaryota, Viridiplantae, Streptophyta, Magnoliopsida, Vitales, Vitaceae. The coding region runs from base 145 to 525 and encodes 126 amino acids. The transcript has 5 exons. Gene Ontology annotation, biological process: cellular response to nitrogen starvation.
UCCCAUACCUCACCGUAGCGAACCGGAGGGACCGCCAAACCCCCAACCCCCCCACAUUAUUAUAAUAGUGCCAUAUUCUUCAAAGACUCAGAACAGAAAGGGGCUUGUUCUUCUUCUCUGAAUCAAUCUAUUUUUUCAACUAAUAUGGCAAAGAGCUAUUUCAAGCAAGAGCACGAAUUUGAGAAGAGGCGGGCAGAGGCUGCUAGAAUUAGGGACAAAUAUCCAGAAAGAAUUCCAGUGAUUGUGGAGAAGGCUGAGAGAAGUGAUAUUCCGAACAUUGACAAGAAGAAGUACCUAGUCCCAGCUGACCUGACUGUAGGACAAUUUGUCUAUGUGAUCCGGAAGAGAAUUAAGCUGAGUGCAGAAAAGGCUAUAUUCAUAUUUGUGGACAAUGUCCUCCCACCUACAGGUAACAACAAUAUUGCAAUUUUACCCCUCCCUUGCUCACAUACACCUGCUCUAGAACUAAUUUUGUUUGUUUAUAUUCAUUCCAACUUUCCUUCCCAUCAUAAAUUAUGGUUUUGACAAUAAUUUAUUCCCACAAAGUUUUAAAUUAAAUUUGAUAAUUUUUCAAAAUAUUUUGCAAAAACUGGUGCUUUCAUAAAGAAUUGGUUGAGAUUGGCAGAUUCAGAUCUGUCAAAAUGAUCAAAUGGCCCAUUUUGAGAUUCUUCAAAUUGAAUCUCUUGUUGCUGGAUUUUGGAUAACAAAGGUUUUGGAGUUAUUGCAGGAGCAAUAAUGUCUGCCAUAUACGACGAAAAGAAGGAUGCAGAUGGGUUUCUAUAUGUUACUUACAGCGGAGAGAACACAUUUGGGUACCAGAUCUCACCACAGCUCUAGCUCUCAUCACCUACAUUCCUUUGUCAUCUGUGUUGCCGCUUGUUUCUCAUUGCCUCAUGUUAAAUAAUUUUCGCAUCUUGCCUUUAAUAUAUAUAUAUAUAAUCCUGCUAAUGAUAACAAGUAUAUAUACUGUGUAUAGCUUCUCCACAAGCCAAAUGGUGAACACUUUAUUCUUAUUAAUGCAUUAAUCAGUUGCUUUUUCUCUGA